AUGCCGGACAGUAAGUGUGGAGGACGGCUGCUGCAGUUGGCCGUGGCUCUGGUGGCUUUGCUGUCUCUCGCUGAGCUUGGACACUUUGCAGAGGUGGUGGACACCGAGGACAGCGAGCCGACGGCCAAGCAGACCGACUCCAGAGCCAGCAGGGCCAAGAGGAGGGGAGGGUCGGACGUCCUCAGAGGACCUAAUGUGUGUGGAUCAAGGAACAACGCUUACUGCUGCCCAGGCUGGAAGACUCUGACUGGAGGAAACCAGUGCAUUGUUCCGAUCUGCCGAAGUUCAUGUGGAGACGGUUUCUGCUCCAGACCCAACAUGUGCACCUGCCCCACCGGCCAGAUCUCCCCAGCCUGUGGAUCCAAGUCAGUCCAGAACUGUAACAUUCGGUGUAUGAACGGGGGAACAUGUGCUGAGGACAACUGCCAGUGUCAGAAAGGCUACGUGGGGAACCACUGUGGGCAACCGGUUUGUGAGAAUGGCUGCCUUAAUGGAGGAAGGUGUGUGGCCCCCAACAAAUGCGUGUGUACCUACGGCUUCACCGGGGCUCAGUGUGAGAGAGAUUACCGCACCGGGCCGUGCUUCGCCUCGGUGCACAACCAGAUGUGCCAGGGCCAGCUCACAGGCAUUGUGUGCACAAAGACUUUGUGCUGCGCCACAGUGGGACGGGCGUGGGGUCACCCCUGCGAGAUGUGCCCUGCCCAGCCUCACCCCUGUCGAAGAGGGUUCAUACCAAAUCACCGCUCCGGGGCGUGCCAAGAUGUGGAUGAGUGCCAGGCCAUCCCUGGCCUCUGUCAAGGAGGAAACUGUAUCAACACAGUGGGAUCCUUUGAAUGUAAAUGCCCCGCUGGGCACAAGUUCAACGAGGUCUCACAGAAAUGUGAUGAUCUGGACGAGUGUUCAAACAUCCAAGGUCUUUGUGGUGUAGGUGAAUGCUCUAAUACUGUUGGCAGCUACAUCUGUAAGUGUCCCCAGGGAUAUUACACAUCUUUGGAUGGAUCCAAGUGUAUAGAUUCUCGUGGAGGGUACUGCUACGCUAGCGUGCUGAAUGGGCGCUGCGCCAACCAAAACUCGCAGCUGUUGACCAAAAUGCAGUGCUGCUGUGAUAGUGGACGCUGUUGGUCUGACGGAUCCUCCCCGGAAAUGUGUCCCUUUCGUGGAUCAGAAGAGUACCAGAAACUGUGCAUCCAGAUACCUGAUGGGAACAAUGGAGUGGUUCCUGGUCGUGUCCCAGGGAGUCCCGACCUCCCUGCCAUCUACCCACUUCCAUAUCCUGGUCAAAAUCCUGGCCAGUUACCCCUGUAUCCUGGUCAAAAUCCUGGCCAGUUACCCCUGUAUCCUGGUCAAAAUCCUGGCCAGGUACCCGUGAUCCCAGGACAAUUCCCAUUUCCAGGACAACUACCUUUACAGCCUCGACCAGGAUCCGGGAUUAUCCUCACGCAGAACAUCACCAACAUGUGUCAGGCCUUCCGUAACCUCUGCCUGAAUGGCAGGUGCAUCCCCAUGCCGAGCAUUGGAUAUCGUUGUGAGUGCAACAUGGGCUUCAGGUUGGAUGGAAGAGGAGAGUGCUUGGAUGAUGACGAAUGUGAGAGAAGCCCAUGUGCACACGGAGAGUGUGUGAACACCCCAGGGUCUUACAUCUGUCAGUGUCCUGCUGGAUUCCAGACUACUGCAACCAGGACAGAGUGCAGAGAUCUGGAUGAGUGUGUUGCUAACGGUCGCAUCUGCAAUAACGGCCGCUGUGUGAACACUGUGGGCAGCUUCCAUUGUGUCUGCAAUGCUGGAUUUGAGAUUACAUCUGACGGCAAAAACUGUCAAGACCAGGACGAGUGUCUGAUCAGGAACAUGUGCCUCAAUGGACUGUGUAUCAAUGAUGAUGGUAGCUUCAAAUGCAUCUGCAAACCUGGAUUCUUGCUUGACGGCAAUGGACGCAUGUGUGUAGACAUUGAUGAGUGUGAGACUCCAGGCAUGUGUAUGAACGGCCACUGCAUCAACACGGAGGGCUCCUUCCGCUGUGAGUGUAUGGCUGGGAUGGCAGUGGGCCUGGAUGGACGGGUCUGUGUUGAUACACAUAUGCGCAGUUCUUGUUAUGGUGGCUACAUGCGAGGGCAGUGUGUUAGACCGUUAUUUGGAGCUGUUACCAAGUCAGAGUGCUGCUGUGCCAGCAUCGAGUACGCCUACGGAGAGCCCUGCCAACCCUGCCCACCAGAAAGCUCUGCUGAUUUCCUGGCUCUGUGCCCCAGUGGCCCUGGCAUCAGCGGCGAUGGAAGAGAUAUUAACGAAUGUGCCCUCGACCCUGAUAUCUGCCAGAAUGGAGUGUGUGAGAAUAUGUUGAGGACAUACAAAUGCACCUGCAAUGAAGGCUUUGAAAUAGACCUGACGGGCAAAAACUGUGUCGAUAUUGAUGAGUGUCUGAUGAACCGUCAGCUGUGUGAUAACGGUCAGUGCAGGAACACACCGGGCAGUUUCACCUGCCACUGUCCCAAAGGAUUCGUCUUUGAUCCCGAAACAGACGUCUGCGAGGAUGUGGAUGAGUGUCUGUCCAACCCCUGUAUUAACGGAGACUGUAAGAACAGCCUGGGGUCCUUUGUGUGUUUGUGUUCAACCAGCAGUUCACUGGACAGCACUGGGAUGGAGUGUAUAGAGACUACUAAGAGCACCUGCUGGCUUAAGAUAGUCAAUAAUCGCUGUGAGGUCAACAUCAACGGGGCCACACUAAAGUCCCACUGCUGCGCCACACUGGGAGAAGCCUGGAACAGCCCGUGUGCCAAAUGUGAAAAAGAUCCAUUCUGUGGUAAAGGCCUUGCUAGGGUCAAAGGAAAUAUCUGUGAAGAUGUGGAUGAGUGUCGAGUGUUUCCCGGAGUGUGUAUCAAUGGAAAGUGCAUCAACACACCGGGCUCCUUCUUCUGCCAGUGCCCUCCAGGAAUGACUGUGGAUAUCAGCGGCAGGACGUGCAUUGACCUGCGUAUGGAGCACUGUUAUCUCACCCAUGAGGACGAGCGCUGUGUGGCUCCCAUCUCUGGUAAGCAGCGAGUAGACGCCUGCUGCUGCUCCGUGGGUGUAGCCUGGGGCCCUGAGUGUGACGAGUGUCCCGAGAAAGGGACUCCAGAAUACAACCAGCUCUGUCCUCGUGGACCAGGCUUCUCGCACAGGGGCGACUUCAUCAACGGCAGACCCUUCCUCAAAGAUUUAAAUGAAUGCAGAAUGAUAAACACGCUGUGCUCAAAUGGAAGGUGUAGAAACACCAUCGGCAGUUUCCGUUGUCGCUGUGAUAACGGCUAUGCUCUGGACUCUGAUGAGAGGAACUGCACUGACAUCGACGAGUGCCGCAUCUCUGUGGACUUGUGUGGGCAGGGCAGGUGUAUAAACACAGCCGGAGAUUUUGAAUGCGAGUGCUUCGAAGGAUACGAAAGUGGCUUUAUGAUGAUGAAAAACUGCAUGGACAUCGAUGAGUGUGAGAGGAACCCUCUGCUGUGCCGCGGUGGUGAGUGUCUGAACACGGAGGGCAGCUUCCAGUGUUUGUGCCCCGAUGGACACGAGAUCGCCCCCGACGGGUCAGCCUGUCUAGAUAUCAAUGAAUGUGACUUGAGUGACAGGCUGUGCAGGAACGGACAAUGUGUCAAUAUGAUCGGCCGCUACCAGUGCACCUGUGACACUGGAUACAAAUCCACCGAGAACAGAGUGGAGUGUGUUGACAUCGACGAGUGUACGAUUGAGAAUGGUGGCUGUGAGACGUUCUGCACCAACUCAGAGGGGAGCUAUGAGUGCAGCUGCCACAGUGGAUACGCCCUGAUGCCCGAUCUGAGAACCUGCACUGAUAUUGAUGAGUGUGAGGAGAGCCCAGACAUCUGUGAUGGAGGCCAGUGUACCAACACCCCAGGGACGUACCAGUGUCUGUGCUAUGACGGGUUCAUGUCAUCUGAGGAUAUGAAGACCUGCCUGGAUGUGGAUGAGUGUGAGCUGAAUCCAGACAUCUGCCUGAGUGGGAACUGUGAGAACGCGAAGGGAUCCUUCAUCUGCCACUGUGACCCGGGAUACUCGGUCCGCAAGGGAACCACAGGCUGCACAGACGUCAAUGAGUGUGAGAUCGGAGCCCAUAACUGUGACAGACAAGCUACCUGCACCAACACAGCUGGCGGCUUCAAAUGCCACUGUGCUCCAGGAUGGAUUGGUAAUGGCGUCAAAUGUACAGACCUGGACGAGUGCUCCAACGGGACACACAUGUGCAACAACAACGCUGAAUGUCUCAACACCAUGGGCUCAUAUCGCUGUGCAUGCAAGGAGGGAUUCUCUGGAGAUGGAUUCUACUGCUCAGACAGUGAUGAGUGUGCAGACAACGGCAACCUGUGUGAGAGCGGCCACUGUCUGAACCUCCCCGGAGGAUACCGCUGUGAAUGUGACAUGGGCUUCAUACCCACUCCUGACCAGAAGUCCUGCGAGGACAUAGAUGAAUGUACCUUUGCUGACAUCUGUGUCAAUGGACGCUGCCAGAAUAUUCCAGGACUGUUCAGAUGUGAUUGUAGUCUUGGCUAUGAACUGGACAGGAGUGGAGGCAACUGCACAGACAUCAAUGAAUGUGCAGACCCGACCAUCUGCAUUAAUGGAGUCUGUGUCAACAUCCCUGGAAGUUACCUCUGUAACUGUCCUGCAGACUUUGAGCUCAACCCCACCCGGGUGGGCUGUGUAGACACUCGUUCUGGAAGCUGCUACCUGGAUGUGCGUUCCCGUGGAGAUGCUUCAGAGAGCUUGGACUGCUCCAAUGAGAUUGGAGUUGGUGUUUCCAAAGCGUCCUGCUGCUGCUCUCUGGGUCAGGGCUGGGGGAACCCGUGUGAAUCCUGCCCCGCUCUCAACUCAACUGAGUACAAGACGCUGUGUCCUGGAGGAGAAGGCUUCAGACCAAACCCCAUCACUGUCAUCUUGGAAGACAUCAAUGAGUGCCAGGAGCUGCCAGGCUUGUGCCAGGGAGGACAGUGCAUCAACACCUUUGGCAGCUUCCAGUGCGAGUGCCAGAAAGGAUACAGUCUCAACGCUGACACCAGAGUCUGUGAAGAUGUUGAUGAGUGUGAACGACCAGGCAUCUGCGGCCCAGGCCAGUGCUACAACACCAUCGGGAACUAUACCUGUAUGUGCCCUGUGGACUACAUGCAGGUCAAUGGAGGGAACAACUGCAUGGACAUAAGGAAGAGCUACUGCUACAGGAACUUUUACUCUUACAACGAAACUUGUGAUGGAGAGCUGACCUAUAACAUGACCAAAAAGAUGUGCUGCUGCUCCUACAACAUUGGCCGCGCAUGGAAUAAACCCUGUGAACAGUGUCCCGUGCCCAGUACCGAUGCGUUUGCGAUCCUGUGCGGCAGUGAGAGACCAGGAUAUUACAUCGACAUCACCACUGGACGGGUCAUUGAUAUUGAUGAGUGCAGGGAGAUCCAAGGAGUGUGUGAGAACGGCGUGUGCAUCAACAUGAUCGGCAGCUUCAGGUGUGAGUGCCCCAUCGGCUUCAUCUACAACGACAAGCUGUUGAUUUGUGAAGAUAUCGAUGAGUGUCAGAACGGGCCGGUGUGCCAGCAGAACGCGGCCUGCCUGAACCUCCCCGGAAGUUUCCGCUGCGAGUGUAAACCCGGAUAUCGCUUCACCCCCACUGGGCAAUGUCAAGACCGUAAUGAAUGCAAUGAGAACCCUGGUAUAUGCAAUCCUGGUAGUUGCAUUGACAUGCUGGGGAGUUACCGCUGCCACUGCCCCAACGGCUUCAAAACAACACGGGACCAGUCCAUGUGUGUUGACGUGGACGAAUGUGAGAGGCAGCCCUGUGGCAACGGGACCUGCAAAAACACGGUGGGCUCCUACAACUGCCUGUGCUACCCCGGCUUCCAGAACUCACACAACGGGGACUGCAUAGAUGUGGAUGAGUGUUCCACGCAGAGGGGCAUGUGUAGAAACGGGCAGUGUCUGAACUCCUUGGGCUCGUUCCUCUGUGUGUGCAACGACGGCUAUGAGCUCACUCAAGACGGCAGACUCUGUACAGAUAUCAAUGAAUGUGCAGUGAAUCCAGGCACAUGCGGUGCUGGAACUUGUGUGAAUCUGGAUGGCUCUUACAGGUGUAUCUGCCCAUUGGGCUACUAUCUCCAUGAGGAGACCUGUGAAGAUAUUGAUGAGUGCUCCCUGUCGCCCGAGAUGUGUACAUUUGGAACCUGCGCCAACAAUGAAGGAAGCUUCACCUGCUUGUGUCCAGACGGCUUCCAGGUCUCUGCCUCCGGACGCAGAUGUUUAGAUAUCCGUGUGAACUACUGCUACACCAGGUUUGAAAAUGGCCACUGCCAGGCUCCAAAGCCUCAGAACACUUCCAAGGCGGAGUGCUGCUGCACUAUGAUGCCAGGUCAAGGCUGGGGAGACCCCUGUGAAAUCUGCCCCACCGACGGAGAGGAGGGUUAUCCUCUUCUCUGUCCCAAUGUGGGAUACGAACAGGGGAAAGAUGACCACCCAAAAGAUAUUGAUGAAUGCCUCAAUGAUCCCUGCAUCAAUGGCGAGUGCAUCAACAUAGACGGCGCUUUCCGCUGCGAGUGCCCAAUGGGAUACAAUCUGGACAUCAGUAAAGUCAAGUGUGAAGACACUAAUGAGUGUGCCAUUGGCAAUCCAUGUGGAAACGGCACAUGCACUAAUGUUGUUGGUGGCUUUGAGUGUGCGUGUGAUGACGGCUUUGAGCCUGGGUCAAUGAUGACCUGUGAAGACAUCAACGAGUGCUCCCAGAAUCCUCUGCUGUGUGCCUUCCGCUGCGUUAACGUGGUGGGCUCGUACGAGUGUAAAUGUCCCACAGGCUACGUGCUGCGCGAUGACAAGAGGAUGUGUAAAGAUCAGAAUGAGUGUGAGGACGGUAUAGAUGACUGUGCCAGCAGAGGCAUGACCUGCAAGAACCUGAUUGGUACAUACAUGUGCAUCUGUCCCCCUGGAUACAUGCGGCAGCCCGGCGGAGAUGGUUGCAUUGAUCUGAAUGAGUGUACAGCCAAACCAGGUACCUGUAAGAAUGGCCGUUGUGAGAACACAGUGGGAAGCUUCCGCUGCAGAUGUGACCAAGGAUACGUCGCUAACCCCACACAGACUGAAUGUAUCGAUAACCGAGAAGGCUUCUGCUUCACUGAGGUUUUGACCACCCUGUGUCAGAUGACUUCUAGCAACAGGAACUUGGUGACCAAGUCCGAGUGUUGCUGUGACGGAGGCAGAGGCUGGGGCACAAGCUGUGAGCUCUGCCCCCUGCCCGGGACCACUCAGUACAAGAAGAUGUGUCCUCUGGGACCCGGGUACACCACCGAUGGCAGAGAUAUUGAUGAGUGUCGUGUGAUGGGCAACUUGUGCAAGAACGGUCAGUGUCUCAACACUCUGGGCUCCUAUAGCUGCACCUGCAAAACCGGCUACACUACUGACAUCAGCAGCACACAGUGUGUGGAUGUGGAUGAAUGCAUACAAGCACCAAAGCCUUGUAAUUUCAUCUGUAAGAACACAGAGGGAGCAUACCUCUGUUCCUGCCCCCGUGGAUACAUCCUACAGGAAGAUGGAAAGACCUGCAGAGAUCUGGAUGAGUGUUCGACAAAGCAGCAUAACUGUCAGUUCUUGUGUGUUAACACUAUCGGAGGGUUUACCUGCAAAUGUCCUCCUGGCUUCACCCAGCAUCAUACAGCCUGCAUAGACAACAAUGAAUGUGCAUCCGACCCCAACAUGUGUGGCUCCAACGGGGCCUGCCAGAACACUCCAGGGAGCUUCAACUGUGAUUGCCAGCGGGGAUUCUCGUUAGAUCCCAAUGGACAAAGCUGUGAAGAUAUGGAUGAGUGUGAUGGAAACCACAGGUGUCAGCAUGGCUGUCAGAACCUGGUGGGUGGAUACAGGUGCAGCUGUCCUCAAGGCUACCUGCAGCACUACCAGUGGAACCAGUGUGUAGAUGAGAACGAGUGUCAGACCAGCCAGAUCUGCGGCGGAGCGUCAUGCCACAACACCCUGGGGAGCUUCCGCUGCCUCUGCCCCACCGGCUUUAACUACGAGCAGACAGGCGCGGGCUGCUCAGACGUCAACGAGUGCUCCACCAGCCAAAACCCCUGCAAGUUCGGCUGCUCCAACACGGACGGGGGCUACCUCUGUGGAUGUCCCACUGGGUACUUCCGUGCAGGACAAGGGCACUGUGUCACAGGUCUGGGCUUCACUAGUGACGGCUCCAGUGCUGAACCGGAAGGUGAGGCAGAUGAUAACUCUCUGUCCCACGAGGCCUGCUAUGAAUGUAAGAUCAACGGAUAUCCCAAGAAGGGACGCAAACGCCGCAGCACCAACUCGACACAGGAGGAUCCUCAGGACAACUCGCAGCUGACUGAGGAGAUGGUGAGCCUGGCCAGUGUGGACAUCGAGGACACGCUGCACAUCCACCUGAACAUCAGCGACCUGAGCAACCGCGACCACAUCCUGGAGUUCACCCCGGCCUUAUCCGCGCUCAGUGACCAUGUGCGCUACAGCAUUGACUACGGAAAUGAAGAAGGCUACUUCAAGAUAAAUCAGAGAGAGGGCGUUAGCUACCUGCAUCUGAGCAAGAAAAAGGCCCUGCUCUCAGGGGCAUACUCCCUUCAGAUCAGCAGCGUGCCCACGUACAGGAAGAAGGAGCUGGCUGAGCUGGAGGAUCAACACGAUAAAGACUACCUCACAGGACAGCUGGGAGACAUACUGAAGAUGAGGGUGCAGAUCGUCCUUCAUUAACCAUCACAAGACUGAGACAGGCAGAUGUUGCUGGCAGCUGCUAAUUCAGUGUCAGGCUCACACUUCCAAAAAAAGCUAAAACAUCUCUGACUCUGGAUCAGCAGUCAGGGGCAACUUCUACUUGCUCCCACAGGGAGAUCGGCUCGCCACCAAAGAGACAAGAAGGAGGGUUGGCAAAAGAUGCCAAAGAUGAUUCUACAUAUCAUAGAUACAAAGAUGCAAAAGAUUGCCAAAGAUGAUUCUACAUAUCAUAGAUACAAUUUCUGUGGAAAAAGCCAGCUGAUUAAGGCGAUAUGAUAGAUUUCAGUCAAAUGAAGAACACAUUGCCCUAACACACAACAUCAGCAGUGUGUGAAGCACUAGAAAGAUUGUGAAUGGUUUUUCAGGUUAGGGUUUAACGUUGUAAGAUGAUAUGUGGAAUCAAGUGCCACUUUGAAAGGGCAUGAGGACUGCAGAAAGAACUUUAUAGAACUAAGCUUAGGUGAGAGGAAAGAGUGAGUCCCAAUAGUCUGCGAUGAAUUCAUUUCCUCCCCUCAGGUAAAUAACCGACCAAACCUGCAUACAUGAAAGUAAACACAUUUCUUCUUUCCAUAGUUAUUAAUUUCAUGGAGUGAAGAUGAAAGAAUGUUAUGGGAAUGUUUAGGAGAGGAAAGGAAUCAACCAUGAACUAUUGAGAUGUAGCCAUGUCUGAGCUUGAAUGACUCCUACUGCAUAUUUAAACUAUGCUUUUCCAUCUUCCCUACUGACUAGAAUAAUUCAUAUUUACUGGUGCUAGCAACCCAACUACAUAGACAUCUGAAUGCACUGUAUUACUAUACAAAACUCAGUAGUCAACAAUUAUACAAUUCUAUUGGUCAUUCUGAAAAUGUCAUGUCUUUGCAACAGUAACAGCUAGCUUCAUAGCCUGUCUGCUCUCUAUACUACAUGUAAAUUGUGUUUAUACUGUAAUAAUCGAUGCCACUUUUAAUCUAUGAAGCAUUUGUAAACUAGAGGAAGCCCCUGGAAUAGAGGGGUUUGUAAUGGUGCUUAUAAUGACCAACUACUUCCUUUGUAAACUGUGUAUACAUACACACCUGCACACACACAUUGAUAAUGCCAAACCUGGGCCUUCAUGAUUAUGCACUGAGGUCUUAGUGGCCACACAUUCUCUCACAAAUACAAUCAGUGCUGCAUUGCCACGGACCAGCCUGACACCAGUCUGUGUUCUCUGUUCACAUCAGUGAGGGUUUAGUUGUAAAUUCACAAUAAAAACAUAUUUUUGGUGUACAAGUA
This is a messenger RNA of Trematomus bernacchii (emerald rockcod), 9999 nucleotides long. It is a transcript of the gene fbn1, whose product is annotated as fibrillin 1. The coding region runs from base 1 to 8727 and encodes 2908 amino acids. The record is from RefSeq and is a predicted model, not a curated record. The transcript is spliced from 65 exons. Gene Ontology annotation, molecular function: calcium ion binding. Lineage: Eukaryota; Metazoa; Chordata; Actinopteri; Perciformes; Nototheniidae.